Molecule: messenger RNA, 2946 nt
Organism: Fraxinus pennsylvanica
Lineage: Eukaryota; Viridiplantae; Streptophyta; Magnoliopsida; Lamiales; Oleaceae
Source: the annotation of a GenBank genome assembly
AUGAUGGAGUCGGGGGUUCCUAUGUGCAAAAUUUGCGGUGAACAUGUGGGAUUCGACUCCAAUGGGGAAGUUUUUGUAGCUUGUCAUGAGUGCUAUGAUCCCAUUUGCAAGGCCUGUCUGGGCAGUGAAAUCAGGGAAGGGCGCAAGUCGUGCACUCAGUGUGGCACUCCGUAUUAUGAAUGGACAGAGAACUCAGCUGUCGCAGAAGAAGAAUCAGGAAAUCAUAUGACAAUGGGAAGUCACCUAAAUCCUUCCGUGGAUGCAACUCAUGCUAGAAACAUUAGUAGUGUCUCUACGGCGGACAGUGAGUAUAUUAAUGAAUCUGGUAACCCUAUAUGGAAGAAUCGGGUGGAAAGUUGGAAGGAAAAGAAAAACAAGAAGAAAAAACCAGCGAAGAAAGAUAAAAAGGAAGCCGAAAUUCCACCCCAAGAGGAGAUGGAAGAAAAUCCACAACAAGUGGAUGCUGCACAGCCACUUUCAAGAAUAGUUCCAAUACCGAAAUCUCAACUUGCACCAUACAGAACUGUGAUCAUAAUGCGAUUGAUUAUCCUUGCACUUUUCAUCCAUUAUCGAGUAACGCAUCCUGUUGAUAGCGCUUAUCCUCUGUGGCUCACUUCUGUCAUCUGUGAGAUCUGGUUUGCAUUUUCCUGGAUAUUGGAUCAGUUCCCUAAAUGGUCUCCGAUAAAUCGGGAUACAGAUAUUGACAGGCUAUCCGCAAGGUAUGAAAGAGAGGGGCAACUGUCUGAACUUGCUGCCGUGGAUUUCUUUGUUAGUACAGUCGAUCCUCUGAAAGAACCUCCUUUGAUUACGGCAAACACAGUUCUCUCCAUCCUUUCAGUGGACUACCCUGUUGAUCAAGUUUCGUGCUAUGUUUCUGAUGAUGGUGCAGCGAUGCUUACAUUUGAGUCACUUGUUGAAACUGCUGAAUUUGCAAAAAAAUGGGUUCCUUUCAGCAAAAAGUUUAAUAUUGAACCACGUGCACCCGAGUUUUACUUCUCACAGAAGAUUGAUUACUUGAAGGAUAAAAUACAGCCUUCUUUCGUCAAAGAACGCAGAGCAAUGAAAAGAGAUUAUGAAGAGUACAAAGUGCGCAUAAAUGCUUUAGUAGCAAAGGCGCAAAAAACACCAGAUGAGGGCUGGACCAUGGCAGAUGGAACCCCUUGGCCUGGAAAUAACACCCGUGACCACCCUGGCAUGAUUCAGGUGUUUUUAGGCCAUAGUGGUGCCCACGACAUAGAGGGAAAUGAGCUUCCUCGAUUGGUUUAUGUCUCAAGAGAGAAGAGACCUGGUUAUCAACAUCACAAAAAGGCCGGUGCUGAAAAUGCUCUGGUAAGAGUGUCUGCUGUUCUCACGAAUGCACCUUAUAUUCUCAACCUUGACUGUGAUCACUACGUUAACAAUAGCAAGGCAAUUCGAGAGGCAAUGUGUUUCUUGAUGGAUCCUCAAGUGGGCCGAGAUGUAUGUUAUGUGCAGUUUCCUCAGAGGUUUGAUGGAAUUGAUAAGAGCGACAGAUAUGCCAAUCGCAACACAGUUUUCUUUGAUGUUAACAUGAAAGGGUUGGAUGGCAUUCAAGGACCGGUUUAUGUUGGGACAGGUUGUGUCUUCAAUAGACAAGCUCUUUAUGGUUAUGGGCCUCCCAAUUUGCCCAGCUUACCCAAGACUUCAUCUUGCUCGUGGUGCACCAGCUGCUGUUGUUGCUGUCGACGCAAGAAGCCUGCAAAAGAGAAAGAUUUCGCAGAGGUUUACCGUGAUGCAAAAAGGGAAGAUCUUAAUGCUGCCAUCUUUAACCUUAGGGAGAUCGAAAGUUACGAUGACAAUGAAAGGUCACUGAUCAUCUCUCAGAUGAGCUUUGAGAAAACUUUUGGAUUGUCUGCCGUUUUUAUUGAGUCCACACUAAUGGAAAAUGGAGGACUGCCAGAAUCUGCCAAUCCAUCAAUGCUAAUUAAAGAAGCAAUCCAGGUCAUCAGCUGUGGGUAUGAGGAAAAGACUUCAUGGGGUAAAGAGAUUGGCUGGAUAUAUGGAUCAGUUACAGAGGAUAUCUUGACGGGGUUCAAGAUGCACUGCCGUGGAUGGAGAUCAAUUUACUGCAUGCCCUUAAGGCCUGCAUUCAAGGGAUCGGCACCAAUCAACUUGUCCGAUAGGCUGCACCAGGUGCUUCGAUGGGCCCUGGGAUCAGUCGAGAUUUUCUUGAGUAGACAUUGUCCUCUGUGGUAUGGAUUUGGUGGUGGCCGCCUCAAAUGGCUCCAAAGGCUUGCAUAUAUCAACACCAUAGUCUAUCCUUUCACAUCUCUUCCACUAAUUGCAUAUUGCUUGAUACCUGCCAUAUGCCUUCUAACUGGGAAGUUCAUUAUUCCAACGCUGUCAAAUCUUGCAAGUGUACUGUUCCUUGGGCUCUUUUGUUCCAUCAUUGCCACCAGUGUCCUCGAGUUGAGGUGGAGUGGCAUAAGCAUUGAGGAUUGGUGGCGUAACGAGCAGUUUUGGGUUAUUGGAGGCGUCUCAGCCCAUCUCUUUGCUGUAUUCCAAGGUUUCCUGAAAAUGCUUGCUGGACUAGACACAAACUUUACCGUUACUGCCAAAGCAUCAGACGAUGGAGAGUUUGGGGAGCUCUACAUCAUUAAAUGGACAACUGUUUUGAUCCCUCCAACAUCAAUUCUCAUUAUAAACAUGGUUGGUGUAGUUGCUGGAUUUUCCGAUGCCUUAAACAAGGGAUAUGAAGCAUGGGGACCUUUAUUCGGCAAGGUUUUCUUUGCAUUCUGGGUGAUACUUCAUCUCUACCCAUUCCUUAAGGGUCUCAUGGGGCGACAAAACCGGACUCCAACCAUUGUUAUUUUAUGGUCUGUACUUUUGGCAUCGGUUUUCUCUCUUGUUUGGGUGAAGAUAGAUCCAUUUGUAAGCAAAAAUGAUACUUCUACCAUUUCUCAAGGCUGCAUUGCCAUUGACUGUUAA